AUGCAGGUGGCACAAAAGAAACAGAGAAUUGAAGAGGAUCUGUCUAGAUCCACAUCUAUUAUGUCUUCCUCUUCGAGUCUACCCAAGGCCACAGGGACAUCCAAAGAGAGUGGAACUUUGAAGAGUCUUUGGAAACCAGUAGAGAAACAACAGGUGGAUGAUGCACUAGCAGAUUUGUUUUACACAAGUGCUAUUCCGUUCAAUGUAGCUAGAAAUCCGCAUUUUCACAAUGCAAUUCAAAAAGUUGCAGAGUUUGGCAAAGGGUACACACCUCCCACUUCUGAGGCUUUCAGGACAAGUCUUUUGGAGAGGUCAAAAGAAAGAGUGACUGAGAAACUAGCUGAGGUCAAAGCCUCUUGGAAGGUAACAGGGGUGGAAAAUGUGGUUCAAGUGGUCACUGAUAGUGCAGCAAAUUGUGUGGGAGCUGGAAAACUGAUUGUUGAGAAAUACCCUCAAAUAUAUUGGAGUCCAUGUGCAACACAUUGUUUGGAUUUGCUGCUUCAUGAUUUGGCUAAGUUUCCAUGGAUAUAUGAAGCAAUUCAUAGAGGGAGAGCACUUGCAAACUUCAUAAGAAAUCAUCGUCUCACAUUGAGUCUUUAUAGGCAACAUGCAUCUAGGGAGUUGUUGCGGCCUUGUGACACAAGAUUUGCUUCAUUUUAUAUCACUUUGAAGAGAGUUGUUGAAGAGAAAGCAGCUUUGAGAUCUGUUGUUUGUUCCAAUGAGUGGGAAAAUUCAGUGCUUUCGAAAAGUGCCAAGGGCAAGAACAUAGAGCAAAUUGUUUUAAAUAGCAGUUUUUGGGAAAGUGGAACAAAGGUUUUGAGUAUAUGUGAGCCAAUUGUUGAUGUGCUUCGCAUGGUUGAUGGUGACAAACCUUGCCUUGGCAUGCUUUAUGAAAGCAUGGAUCGUUGUAAGGAAGCUAUUCAGAGAGCACUAAAUAAUGUAGAUGCAGAGUACAUGGAGAUAUGGGCAGCAGUUGAUUCUAGAUGGAAAAUGAUGCACACACCUUUACAUGCAGCAGCUUGUUAUUUGGAGCCUAAGCUAUUUCAUAUUGAUCGACAAGCUGAUUUUGAAAUUAUGGCAGGGUUUUAUGAAGCCAUUAGCAAAUUUGAACUAGAUCCAGCAAUUGCAAGUCUAAUCAGAGACCAAAGUUGGCUAUACAAGAGAGCAGAAGGGUUGUUUGGAGUAGCAGGAGCCGAAUAUGAUAUGAAAUGA
Molecule: messenger RNA, 1212 nt
Organism: Cryptomeria japonica (Japanese cedar)
Lineage: Eukaryota; Viridiplantae; Streptophyta; Pinopsida; Cupressales; Cupressaceae
Exons: 2
Coding region: 1-1212 (403 amino acids)
Source: RefSeq, a predicted model, not a curated record